Drosophila miranda is the source of this 2741-nucleotide messenger RNA. RefSeq names its product myosin heavy chain, striated muscle. The coding region runs from base 9 to 1985 and encodes 658 amino acids. NCBI's taxonomy places the organism in Eukaryota, Metazoa, Arthropoda, Insecta, Diptera, Drosophilidae. The record is from RefSeq and is a predicted model, not a curated record. The transcript has 2 exons.
GCACAGCAAUGUGGACCGCAACAAACGUGACAAAAAUGAAACCAAAGAUAUCGUUGAAGUCGCUGCUGCUUCUCUUAUCAGCAAUUACGGAGGCGAGCUCUGGCAAGUACCGCAACAACGAUGAUAGAGGAAUAAUCUAUGACUAUGCCAACAGUUCCAGCCUCAUGCCGGGAAACAUCACAAGUGCGGUGGACAAGGAGUGCCAUGACUUCAACCAGAUAGCGAGAUGGAUCAACCUCCAGGUGGUGCUGAACGGGAAGGUAACGCGGUUCAAUCAGCGUCUGGGCAAACUGCUUGUCGGCCUCAACAACACGGCCCCGGUGGAGCACUGCUGCUUCUACGAGAAGACCACGAUGAAGAAGAUCGUGGACUAUUUAAACAGCGUGGCCAAAGACCAAGCUAGUUCGACGGAGGUGAAGUUGAGCCCCCUCAAGCUGGUCGGGGAGUUGGGCCAGGACCUGGACAACAUUCUGGCCCAGAUGGGAAAGCUCAUUAAGCGGGACAUAAAGAGCUGUUGUGACCAGCUGGCUGAGGGCCUCAAGAAACAGAAAGCGGAUCUGGGGAAAAACUUGGAGGAGCUUCGGAGGAGGCGGGACAAAGCUAAUGGAGAGCAAGGCAAGGCGGCGGAGGAGCUGAGGAAAAAGCAAGCAGACCAGGAGGAGCAACUGGCGGAUUUACGGGAGCAGAUGGAAAAGAUUGAGGAGAAAUUAAGAAAGAGCGGAGAAGGUGUCAGCACCAAAUGUUGCGCGGAGCUCGGUGAGAAGCUCCAGGAUCUAGAGGGCCAAGCGAAGAAGGACAAGACUGAAGCUAUCGACAAGGCCAAGAAGAUUGACAAAAAGCUAGAGGAUCUUACAGAAGGACAAAAGGAUCAGGACGACAGACUGAAGGACAUCCAGAAGAAAAUGGACGAUAGACUGAAGGAUAUAGCGAGCGCCAUUGACAUGUGCAAAGAGAACUGCGGCAAUGGAUCGACCGGAGGAUCAAACGCAAGCACUUCCGAUUUAGAAACGAGAGUUGAAGCCCUAAGGAAAUUAGUCGAGGAUCUUUCCAAAAGGAUUGCUGAUCUGAGUCCUUCGGAAGGGUCUUCCGGCAUUAAAGAGAAAAUCAAAUCUUGUCAAGAGAUUGGAAAACUGCUAGCCACCAUAGAAACUAUGCUUCAGCAGGCUAUUAAAGGACAGAAUCCAGCGGGAGAAUCAGCCGAUAGCAGUAAAAAUGGGCUAAAAAAGGGAAACAAUCUCGAAAAGCAGGUGAAAGACCUGCAGAUACAAGUAGACAGGUCCAGGCACUGCUGUAAGUUCCUCGAUGGUAUCGGGAAUGAUGCGGAUAACCUAAGCAGUAAUGUCGAAAAAACAAAUAAAACGUAUACCGAUCACAUUAGCGAUUUGGAAAAGCAAACGGGGGACCUCAAAAAAUGGGUGGAUGAAGCUCUGGAAAAGAUAAAGGCGCUUGGAUCCCAAAAAGACUCUGACAAUGGCAGUGGCAAUGAUGACCUGCUGACGGAUCUGGACAGACUCCAACAGAAUCUGGACAACUCCACGAAAGAUAUCGAAAAUCUUCAGACUCAGCUGGAUAAUAUGAUGGCUCACAUUGCGGUGCUAACGAAAACCAUCAAGGAUAGGUUCGCCAUGACAGAAGAUCUCAACAGCCGGCUGCUUCGCUUGGAGGAAGCUGUCGAAGACCUGAGGAAGGAUAUUGAUAAGACGCUGAAGGUAGUCCAGCGCAUUAAGGAUCUGGAGAAACUCCUCGAUGAUGCGUUGGACAGGCAACAAAAACUGGAGAUCCAGGUGAAGAGGUGCCUUACCAAGUGCAAGGCCAUGGACUCGAUAGAUGAUCUCAUUGAUCGCAUUGAGGAUCUGGAGAGGGAGAUCAAGCCCAAAACAACAACCACAGAGAAUCAGCCACGGGAUACGACGCGAGCCACAACGAGGGUAGAGGCCUGGGUGGGCGGGAUCGACGUGGUGACCCCAUUCGUUCAGCCAAAUUAAAUGUUCGUAUUAAACUUUGACAGCUAAUCCGGCGGUGUUUUUAUAUUUUUAGAAAUCGAAACUGAAGCUUACUUUGAGUAUUUAGCUACUUUGACUUGGUGCUCAGAUUUUUCAAUCAAAAAUGUUCAUUUAAAAUGUUCAAAUCAAAAGCACUGCGAUGUGAGGAGACGGGUCUCGAUUCUGGCCUGCAGGAGUGCCAGAAGUUGAAGGAUGACCUCGGAGACUGCCUGAAUAUCGUUGAGCGCCUAAGCCGCAAAAAUAGUGAUCCAGUCGAGGAUCGCCUUUCCGUGGACUGCCUGGGCUCAGUCUCUGCUCUAGAGACACGUAGCUGCUCUGACUUGAGUAGCAGUUCCUUGUUGCUGCCGGACUCGGAGGGGAACGAGAAGAGCAUUCCAGCGGAAGCCAGGAGCGACCAGAAGCUGCGCAGCUCCUACGUCGACAUACGCACCAAAUGCAUUAAGGUCAAGCGCGAGCUGGAAGCCACAGUGUCGCUCGCCAAACACAUAAGCGGAUUGGCCCAUCGUCAACGGAAUAGGGACUAUAGCAUUCCAGAGGAGAAACCGCCGACUACCUGGAGAACCUAAAGAACCUAAAAAAUCUUCGGAACAAUGGUGCUCUAGAGGAAGGCUACACUUGUUUUUAUUCAAUUUCAUCAAAGUUUUGGCUGCCGGUGAUCGGGACGCACAAAUUGCAAAUUUUCUCGACAUUUGGCAGCUUUUAUUAAAAAUUACUGUCACCAUAAGACGAGACAGAGAA